Sinocyclocheilus anshuiensis is the source of this 2222-nucleotide messenger RNA. RefSeq names its product CTF8, chromosome transmission fidelity factor 8 homolog (S. cerevisiae) (gene chtf8). Bases 157 to 531 code for a protein of 124 amino acids. Gene Ontology annotation, biological process: mitotic sister chromatid cohesion. NCBI's taxonomy places the organism in Eukaryota, Metazoa, Chordata, Actinopteri, Cypriniformes, Cyprinidae. The record is from RefSeq and is a predicted model, not a curated record. The transcript has 4 exons. Gene Ontology annotation, cellular component: Ctf18 RFC-like complex.
ACUUUUAUUUUGAAUUGUAACUCGCACUGGCGGGAAACUUGUGUGUCUGUCAGCAGAAGAUCAUGUACAACAACGGAUCUGAGAAAUGAGAAGGUCCACAGAGCAGGAAGAAUUGUGUGAUUUGUGAAUCCUGACACAGAGGAAACCGAUAAAGGAAUGGUUCAAAUAGUAAUCUCGAGUAAAGCUGGUGAAGGUCCAGCUGAAUGGCUGCUGGUGGAGUUGCAGGGAGAAAUUGUGUCCAGACAGAAUACUGGACUUGCAGGAAAUCUGAUGGGAGACCUGCACUAUACAAAAGAGGGUGUACCGGUGCUAAUAGUCGGACAUCACAUCCUUUAUGGCAAACAGGUCAAACUGGAGAAGCCCUUUGCUGUUCUGAUGAAGCACUCUGGACUCCCUCGGGAUGAAGAGGAAAUGAUGGAAACCAACCAAGAGAACCCAACAUCUUACACUGUUUCCGCCCUCAUAAAAAAAAAGCUCAUCUUUAAAACCCGACCCAAACCCAUCAUCACUAAUGUGCCAAAGAAGGUAUAACUUAUGUUCAGAUAUUAGAGGCUGACUGAUCGGCACAGAAUUCUAGAUUUGUAACCAUAUGUGAAUAUAAAUGUUGUUUUGAAUGGUGGAUUAGUAUCUUUGUACAUUGUUGUCAGGAAUGAGUAAUUGACAAUAACAUUGAACAAAUAUAAAUAUUAUAAGUAAUGGGCCUACCGUGAAUUUGAAAAUCAGAAAAGAAAGAAAAAGCUCACUUUUGAAUGGAAAUGUAUUGUAUCAAAACAUCAGUUACAAGUGUUUGCAAAAAUAAUUAUAUGAGAAAUGUCCAAAUUGAAAGAAUCCAGCUUCUUUUGCAUGUACAUAAAUACAUAAAACAUAAUAUGGAAAGUUCAUGUGAGAUUAAAAAGACCAUGAUGGCCAUUUCUAGGUAUUGUACAUUGUGGAAAUACAGGUUAGCUGUGACACAGACUAAAUGGUGGUGUUUUAUCAACACUUGAACAUUUUAUUUUGUGAGUAGACGUAAGCUGCCAGUGGCGAUCUGAAAAACAACUGCAUUUUGGUUAAAAACACUUAACCUCUUCUAUUAUGGAUUGUGAAUAAUUUAUUAUUCUCUAAUCUGUAGUUUUAUGAAAAUAACUUGGCAUGUUUUCCAUAAAAUAUAGAUUCCUAGGAAAAUGUGUCAGGAUUCUUGCAUGUUUAAAAUAUCUUUGAAUUUUACAUUACAAAAAUAUAUAUUACUUUACAAUAAACUUGUAGAAUGUAUGAUCUAGUUUUCACUGAUAAAUUAAAAUUAAACAUCUACAUAUUAAUUGGCUGUUUGGCAGACAGCAGAGCAAAACUUUUUUUCCCCACUGUAAAUGUGGCUCUGUUUCUACCGCUUGUAUAUUGCUUAAACCCAAUUUGUCCAUGUCUCAUUUUUAAGCACCACACUCUGUUCCUGAGGAGCAUAUCAGUCUUAAAAGUUUGGCACCCAGUCUAAUACUGAAUUGUAUAAAAUCUGAAAAACACACAAAUGAACAAUGCAAUUCCAAGUUUGAUUGUAAACAUGAUAUAACUGGUUUCAUAAUUGCAUUGUCAUCAUCUUAUAUUUGCAGCCUUAAAGGACGCUGCAGUCCACAGCAGUUCACUUUUAAGACACAGUUAUCACAUGUAAUGCACAAGCAAAAGUGUUUCAUAAACUCAAAGCUUCUCUCUAAACUUGCACACAUAUGCACACUAGCCUCAGUGUUUAGAUCUCUGCCAGAGUUUAAUGUGUGUUUUUGGGGGAAGGGAGCAGAAAACAUUAGCUUUCGCAUUCAUGGCGAACUGCUACUGAAGUAAAUCUACUAAUUGUUGCAUGGGUGGGCUGAGGGUGGAAAAACAGCCCACUGUACACCUUUGAUUCUUAUAUAGUAAUCUUUCAAACCACCUAACUUUGCAUACCAUAAAUAAGUUACUUCAGUUCACUUUUUUGUAUUGGUCUCUCUAGGUAACUGAACAUCUUAAUUAAACUAAUGGGAAUAAAAAGUUUAUAUGUUACAGGAAAGGGUCGUAAGAAUUUGCAAAGGUGGUCAGAUUCUGUAAUAUCUGGCUAACAUGCAGAAUUAGCUAACAUACUUUUUUUUUAAUCAAUAAUCAGUUUGGGGUGAGAAAAAGCAGUAAAUAUCAUGACAUCACAAGUGCACAUGCCUCUUAAUGUUAAAAAUGAUCUCAACAGGUAAUGAAGCAUGAAUGAAAUGUUAUUAAAUUAUAAA